Molecule: messenger RNA, 2081 nt
Organism: Carassius auratus (goldfish)
Lineage: Eukaryota; Metazoa; Chordata; Actinopteri; Cypriniformes; Cyprinidae
Product: heat shock 70 kDa protein 13-like
Exons: 5
Coding region: 123-1439 (438 amino acids)
Molecular function (GO): ATP-dependent protein folding chaperone; ATP binding
Source: RefSeq, a predicted model, not a curated record
AGAACUACAACCCCCAUCAGCCCAAUAGACCGUAUUAGGUCGACGUGUAUGUUCGCUCAGCCGGCGCAGAUAUUGAAUGAACAGCUCAUAUACUGUUAUCCAUAACAUUUUGGGUUGGAACCAUGGCCGGAGAAAUGUCCAUAAUAGGUUCUGUCAUCCUGGCUUUGUUCCUGGCAGGGUAUCUGGGACAGCAGUACUUGCCCCCUCCGAAGCCCAAGGUCAUUGGGUUGGAUCUUGGGACCACUUUCUGCUCCGUGGGAGUGUUUCAGCCUGGCACAGGCGAGAUUGAGAUUAUUGAAGAUGACAAAGGCCGCAAAAGCAUUCCAAGUGUGGUGUCCUUCACCCCCUCCGGUGUGUUUUCUGGACAUGAGGGUCAGGAACUGUCUGACAUAAAUCCUCAAAACACAAUCUACGACACCAAGAGAUUUAUAGGGAAGAUUUUUGACCAAGAGUCUUUAGAGAAAGAGAGCACACGAUACCCAUUUAAGGUGAUAUUCAACAAUGGGAGUGCAGAAUUUUUAGUCUCUACAAAUAGCACUUUCACAGUUACUCCUGAAUUCAUCGGAUCCCAUCUCCUCCUGAAAAUGAAAAAGAUGGCAGAAAAGCAACUGGGAAUACCUAUUGAUAAAGCCGUCAUAUCAGUGCCUGCAGAGUUUGAUGAGAGGCAAAGAAACUACACAAUAAGAGCUGCUAACCUAGCUGGCCUGGACGUCCUGCGGGUGAUCAACGAGCCCACGGCGGCGGCAAUGGCUUAUGGACUGCAUAAAGCAGAAGUGUUUAAUGUGCUGGUGGUGGAUCUUGGAGGAGGAACACUAGAUGUGUCACUUCUCAAUAAGCAGGGUGGCAUGUUCCUCACCAGAGCAAUGGCAGGUAAUAAUAAGCUAGGAGGGCAGGACUUCACCCAGCGUUUGCUGCAGUACACCAUCGAGCGAGUGCGGCAGCAGUACGGCGUGCCGCCCACUCUUAAAGAAGACAUCCACCUUCUCCGACAGGCCGUAGAAGCCGCCAAACUCAACCUCACCCAAGAACCUCAUGUUCAUCUCCAAGUUCCUAUUCACCUGCAGACAACGGGAGCGAAUGGAGCACAGGAGGAAAAAGUCCUGUUUCAGGAGAAGCUGACACGGGAACUCUUUGAGGAGCUGAAUGCAGAUCUCUUCCAGAAGAUUCUGGCACCCAUUGAGACUGUCCUCAUAGAGGGCCAUCUAGAGAAAGAGGAAGUGGACGAAAUUGUCCUGGUCGGAGGGUCUACAAGAAUCCCUCGCAUAAGACAGCUCAUCAGGCAGUACUUUGGGAAGAAGCCGAAUACCUCCGUGGACCCUGACCUGGCCGUGGUGACCGGGGUGGCCAUUCAGGCAGGCAUCAUGGGAGGCUCUUGGCCUCUCCAGGUCAGCGCAAUUGAGAUUCCAAACAGACAUCUUCGCAAAACCAACUUCAGCUGAUUGCUUGAGAGACUUGGUUGAAGAACUGUUACCUGGACAUUUGUCACGUGACUGCGAGCUGCCAAAAAAAAAAAAACGGUUAAACAAUGUGUGUGUUAUGUUUUUGCUACCUUAUAUGCAUUAGCUUUGAAGUGAAUUCCUGAUAUUGGGCCAAACACAGUGGUUACUUGAACAUUUGUGCCAAUGUCUGGUCUUGUUGGUCCAAAUUACAAUUUAUACAUUGAUCUUCAGAACAGAUGCAGACUAUUUUAGUUCUUUGUUAUAAAAAUUGCCAUCUUUGUGCCUAACUGGUACUAAUUGUGCAAUAAGUCUUUGACAAUUUGUUUUGCCAGGUUCAAUGUUGUAUUCAGGGAAGCAGCUGUUUGUAACUGAAUGAUCAUUCCAGUCUCAGCUAUUUAUUUAUUUAUUUAGCUAUUAAGUCUAGUUGAUAUCAGCUAGCUGUUUCUGUCUACUCGAGUUUUGCUUGUGACUUUUUAAUCAUUUCAACAGUUAAAUGUGUACCGCAGACUAAGCAUAGUAUGAUUUUGACUUUAUUUUUUAAAGACUUGUCUUUUUUGUGUUUUUUUUUUUCCUAAUAGAAUUAAGUAUUAUUAAAUGAUAAUACCACCUGCUGACUGUUAAAUAUAAAUCAUUUAAAAUGUA